AUGUUUCUCAAAACAAAACCGCCCGGUGGCCGCACCACCUCACGUGAUGUUCGUGUAUAUCAAUCCUUACGUUCUCAAUCAACGCCCCAAGGCUCAUUUCCCCCGGUGUAUGAAGAAGAGCAUGACCAGGUGCCAGAGCCUAGCUCAGCAGAUGAAGGAGAAACUGAAUAUGCAUUGGCAGAGGAAGCAAUUGAGGAAGCUAGUUCCAGCUGUGAUCUGAGAAAAAGACCUGCACGUCAUGAAUUGGAUGAUGAGACUCCAUCUCCCAUGUCUACCACUAUCCCUACACCCACCUCUAAUGCAAGUGGCAUGAUCACCAUGACUGCAGCUGAUUUGUUUGCAUUUUGCCAGCAGAUGAUGGCUAUACAACAGAACACUCAAAUCAAUGAGAAUGCCCCUGCAUAUACUCUAAAACAGGAGAUACGCGAAUAUCAAAAAGAAGUGCAGGCUGUGAUGGAUAUGAAAGCUGUGACCACAUUUAAUGGGACCAACUAUCAAGACUGA
This is a messenger RNA of Paracoccidioides brasiliensis Pb18, 504 nucleotides long. RefSeq lists its product as uncharacterized. The record is from RefSeq and is a predicted model, not a curated record. Bases 1 to 504 code for a protein of 167 amino acids. The transcript is spliced from 2 exons.